CUUAUAAAUAAAGGUAAUGCAAUCAGUUGCCUCGAAUCCAAGUCAAGUGAAGAUACUUGCUAUUAAGUGAACAUUUAUAUAUUAAUUUUGAAAUAAAUUCAAUUGAUCUGGAUCACAUUUUGCCAUUACCAUAAGCAAUAAUGACCGAACAAGUUUACCGCGAGGAACAGCAACAGUCAUCCUGGGGGUCAUUUUGGGAGUCAUUUGCGGCAUUAUUCCAAAAACAGGAGCAAACAUAUGUACCACAAGUACAACAAGUAUUAGAACAAAAGCGAGGCUCAGUUCUUAAGGCAGUGUACGCGCCGCAAAUAGAGGUGUACUAUUGGGGACCAGCAAUUCAAAAUGGACAACUUGGUCAUUUGGCGCUCAGAAUCAUUGAUGAUGAUGAGGACAUUUACAUUAGCCACUGGCCUAGGAAAUGGUACAAAUUUAUUAUGUCUGAGUCAGCCCAAAAAUCGUCGUUCUUAUUUGACGUGGAAGAUGAAGCAAAAAUACGGCGAAUGGUCAGCGAUAACAGCGAUAUCCGGGCGGCUAUUGAGGGCCUGGAAAGGCUGGGCUCCAGUACUUACAUAACAGUCAUGCGAUCGUCCGACGAGUAUAUCGCAGGCCAGCGGAGCUCCGCUGUCAUAGCGAUGAGCACCUGGAUAGCCAAACCGGCGCACCGACCCUAUCGACGGUUAUUCGGGUAUUUGGCCCAAAAUCCGGUUAUUCCUGUCAUAGAUAGGCUGCGAGUAGAGGCGUUCGCCGCCCGACUGACCGGUCCUACAAUUGGUUACUAUUGUUUGGAUUUGUUUCCCAUGAAUAGCAACGAGUUGUGUCACUACGUGUACGUUUGCUGCGCUUGUUAUUUGCUCAUUGUGGUGUACGCGCCGCAGGUAGAGGUGUACUAUUGGGGACCUUCGAUUAAAAAUUUGCAAAUUGGUCAUUUGGCGCUUAGAAUUAUUGAUGAUGAGGAGGACAUUUACAUUAGCCACUGGCCUAAAGUGACGAUAAAAUGUCUGAAUUCUGAGCCAGCCCAUAAAUUGUCGUUUAUUAAUGACAUGGAAGAUGAA
Medioppia subpectinata is the source of this 1052-nucleotide messenger RNA. The record is from the annotation of a GenBank genome assembly. Lineage: Eukaryota; Metazoa; Arthropoda; Arachnida; Sarcoptiformes; Oppiidae.